Molecule: messenger RNA, 8062 nt
Organism: Pelobates fuscus (common spadefoot toad)
Lineage: Eukaryota; Metazoa; Chordata; Amphibia; Anura; Pelobatidae
Gene: NKTR
Product: natural killer cell triggering receptor
Exons: 14
Coding region: 1786-5652 (1288 amino acids)
Biological process (GO): protein peptidyl-prolyl isomerization; protein folding
Cellular component (GO): intracellular membrane-bounded organelle
Molecular function (GO): peptidyl-prolyl cis-trans isomerase activity
Source: RefSeq, a predicted model, not a curated record
AAAUAAUAAUAAAAAAAAAUAUCUUGUCCCUCGUAAACAUUAAAAGAAGGCUCUAGACUUUGAUAAACACCCAAUUAAUAGGUCACUUUCUUGCAUGUCUCUAAUGUUUGCAUGUAAAAUCCAUGUGCAUGAAUUGGGCCUAAGUAUUCUCCUAGCUGCUUUAACUGUAAGAAAGAGAGCUAAGUAUAUUCCAUGAGCAGUGUGUGUUUCUCAGCAUGGAGGCUAGGCAACUUAUUCAUGAAAACUCCUAUCUUCCUGCCUAAACCUGUCAACAUAUUCUUUUAUUUAUAGAGAAUGUGGUCUUUUGCAAAAUGAAAAGUGUACUCAAAUAGGUAAGUGCUAAAUAAUCUGGGUGCCUUUCAGACCUCUCUUCCAUUGUUGCUUCACACACAGAUACAUACAUUUAGUCUGAUUUGCCAAACUAUCUAUUACAAUAUUUAGACACUAAUGAGAAAUGCAUUGUUCUAUAUGGCGGGGGUGGGUAUGUCUGAUUUGGAUGGGGGUACAUCUGAGACACAAUUUGCUAGUUUAUCUUUCACAGUUUCAGCUUUGCUGGUACAGCAGGUCGUCCAUCUUCAAGGUGGUUACUAGUGAAAUAAUAAACGUUGCACUCUUUUCCCUCUGUUUACCACAGGAGUCUUUUCUUGCUGUCAAACAUACAUUUUCUGUUAGUGGAUUUGGUAAACCCACGUGAUAGUAAUGUUCCCUAUAAGCUCUUUUUGUUAGAAUCCAGCACGGAAACCGUCACAGCAAUGACACCAGACAGUUUGCCCUUGACCAACGUUUUCUCAGUGCUGUCUGCUUAGUGUGGUUGUUGUAAAUAUGCCCUUUAUGCUGUUUCAACUAUGAUUUUAAAUAGAACUAUAACUAUGGUCCCUGUUUACAUUAAUCAUCAGUUUAAUUUUCUUCAUACAUUUUAGAACACACACGUUUGCCUCCGAUUUUAGAUUUUGUAUAAACUGAAAUGGAGAAGCAUUUCAGUCUAUCGGUCUGAACUCUGAGCUGUGUCUGUCUGUGCUCUCUGUCUUUCUAUAUAUAUAUCUCUGUGUAUCUAUGGACCUGUUCUCUUUCCAUACCUGUCGAAACACUCUAUUUCUGUCUGGACGCUAUAUGAUCUAUAUUCUCUCAUUUUUAUUUAUUUCCUUUUCCUCACCCAGUGUUCACUAGUAAGAUCUAAUACUAACAACUAGCAGCAGAAUAAUCAGACUGUGCCCUUUUUUUACAGUGUGCAUGUGUAUGUUGUAAGUUUAUUCUAAAGAAAAAUCGUUUACCGGUAUGAAACCUGUUAGUUUAUUAGCGUGAGCAGCCUGCAGUUUUGUCCUAGUGAAUUCAGUAUUCUGUCUAUACAUUUCAGUUUUCUACACUUUGCACUUGUUAUAAUAAUGAGAUAGCAGCAGCCUUACUAUGAGUGUUAAGUCAGCGGAGAUUAACCCAUUGAAUAAUUUGCUUGUCUUACUGAAGGGCCAUAUCCUUAUUGUGCAGUAUUUAGCACAUCACAGCUUGAAGUUUUGCCACAUGGCGAUUCUUCAUACAUUUCUUCCCACUCCACUACAGACAUGUCCUUCUACUUGGGUAGCAUCUCUGGGUAAUCAGUCUAGGAGUGCUUUUUGUGUGUUAAGAAACACUAAAAAUUGAUGCAUUUUUCUUCAAUUCUUUUGUGGAUCUGCUAAACAUUUGUACGUUUAUUUUUUCCUUUUUUUUUUCUCUCUCUCUCUCUCUCUUUUCUUUUAUCAUCUCGCAGAUGAAAACUUUAUUCUCAAACAUGAUCGUGCAUUCCUCUUGUCCAUGGCAAAUCGAGGGAAGAACACAAACGGUUCCCAGUUUUUCAUAACAACAAAAGCUGCCCCGCAUCUUGAUGGGGUCCAUGUGGUUUUCGGCCUUGUGAUUUCUGGUUUUGAGGUGAUCGAGCACAUUGAGAACCUGAAAACGGAUGCUGCCAGCAGACCUUAUGCUGACGUUAGAGUUAUAGAUUGUGGGCUGCUGGUUACUAAACCGACCAGGGAUGUUUCAGAAAAAAAUAGGAAAGUCACAUCUCAAACGGAGGAGUCAAGUUCCAAAUCCUCUUCCCCAUCCUCUUCAACAACCGAAUCAUCCUCAGAAAGUGAAGCUGAGAUUGAGAGAAGCAGACGGAAAAAAAGGAAGCGGAGGGCCAAAGUGAAACAUGCAAAGAAAAGACGAAAAGAGACUGGUUCACGGGAGGAGACCCGGGAGAGGAGAGCGCCAAGCCAACACAGUAAUCAUUCUGACAAAAAUGACAAUACCGAAGAUUUGUAUGCAAAGAGGGAAAAGCCUGUUGUGCGUCCCGAGGAAAUCCCCCCAGUCCCCGAAAAUCGGUUUCUGCUGAGAAGAGAUGUUCCUCCUUCAAAACCCGAUCCUGAAACGAAAUCCCUAAAUCUAGACCUUGCUGACAGUGACCAGAAGAAAGCUUCACUUUCAAAAUCGGGGAGAAAAAUCCGGGGCAGGGGCACAAUACGAUACCACACACCUCCUCGAUCGAGGUCUCAGUCCGAAUCAGAGGAUGAUGACGAGAGCAGUGAAACGCCACCUCAUUGGAAGGAGGAAAUGCAGAGACUUCGGACUUACAAGCCCCCCACCGGAGAGAAAUGGAGCAAGGGAGACAAGCUCAAUGAUCGCUCCAAUAACUGGGAUGAUGGCACUGUGUCUCUCGGCACAAGUUCUUGGUCACAUGAUGGAUAUCAGUCUAAUGAAAGCCGAGAACGUGUUUCCCACCCGAAAACACACAAAAAAGAUAAAAAAGUAAAACAUAAAAAGAAAUCAAAAAAGGUAAAGCAUUCCAAGAAGCAUAAGCCAUCUAAGAAAAGUCAGCCUUCCUUGCCUAAACAGGAGUCUGUUUAUUCUUCAAGCAAAAAACAAACAACUUCACAAGAACACACUAAGGAACCUUUAUCAGUAUCAUCCAGAGAGUCUUCCAAGAGAAACUGGUCUCGGUCAGAUAAGGAAUCUGAUUCAUCUGCACACUCUAGCAGGGACUUUCACUUCCCUUCCAGGUCCAGAACACGAUCAUAUUCAAGGGUAAGCUCAAGAUCCAGAACAGCUUCAAAAUUCUCUUCACGUUCCAGAAGCCAUUCUAGAAGCAGAUCUCGCUCUAGGUCUAGAUCAAGGAACAGGAGAAAGUCAAGGCCAAGAUCACAUUCUCCCUCUCCAUCUUCAUCGAAGUCUAAACACUCGAGAAAAGUUUCUCAAUCUCCCAAAAGCAGGGAGUCACCUUUAGUGGAAAAUAAAAAAGUUAAGGAUACAGAACCAGUAAAACCAAUUGAAAAUAAUGCAUUGCCAUAUGUUGUCACUGAGAAUAUUCCAGUGCUUCCCUUAAGUGACAGUCCACCCCCUUCCCGAUGGAAGCCUGGUCAGAAACCCUGGAAACCAUCUUAUGAGCGUAUUCAGGAAAUUAAGGCCAGGACCUCUGAUAUUAUUCCAACACAAAGUAGGCUUACUGACGGAGAUAAAAAAUCAAAUUCUUACAGAAAUCAGCAGGCAAGUUCAGACAGUGAAAGUAGUGGUUAUUCAGCUAGAAGCUAUCGGCAAAAGUCCAAACCUCGAUCAUCUGGAAGUAGAUCAUAUAGUAGAUCAUACACCAGAUCAAGAAGUCGUAGUAGCUCAAGUUCCCGAGCAGAUAUUUAUUCAGAUUCGUCUUCUUCCCAUGGUCGCUCAUCCUCUUAUGAUUCCAAUUCAGAAAGAAGCCCUGUGCGGAAGAAAUCUUCAGAGGGAAAAAAGGUUCAUUCAAAGAGCAGAAAUGGCUCUAAAAGAGUCUGUCAAGAUAAAGACGACAAUGUGAAUGUACACAGUUCACCUAAAAGCUCAGCUAGCAACUCAAAUUCAGACUUCUCCUCAGAGAGUGAAACUGAGGUAUCUAAAAAUACAGUGAAACAUUCUCAUGGUGUCAAGCCAACUCAGAUUGAUCUUGACAAGCAUCAAUUAGACAAAGGACAGCAGAAACAGGCAGCUAAGGAAGUUAGUAAUACUGUUCAUUCAAUUAUCUCUGAGGUAAAGGAGUUAAUCACUAAACCAGUACCAGAGAUGAAAAGUGAGACAGUGGAUGGAAAAACGGAUAAUUCGGUUGAAAGGAUCUCCAACUCAGGGGACACUAACGUUGUAGAGGUGACAGACAUAUUUUCUGGGAAAGAGGAAGGUGAGGCAAGUUCAGAGUCCGACAUAGAGACUGUUGGCCAGUCAAAAACGAUGACCUCUGGCAUAUUGUCACCACAGGCUUCUGAAGAGAAUGCUGAAAAACUAACCAAAUCACCACCUUCUGAUACCUCAAGCCAGGAGAAUGUCAGAGGUAAAUCCAAGAAACAUAAGCGCCGCUCUAGUAAGAAGAGUACAAAGAAAAGCCACGUGAAAAAAUCUAAGGACAGGUCGAAGAGGAAAAAACAAAAGAAGCAUAAACUUCAGAAAAGGAAACCAGUAUUUCAUUGGCAGCCUCCACUGGAGUUUGGUGAUGAAGACGAGGAGGAUAUAGGCAAUGAAAAGCCUAGUAAUAUAGUUGAAAGGCAAAACCUGGACAAUGAGAAGGAAAGUAGAACAGCAAAAAAUUGUGCAAAAAGUAAUUCCACUAUGGUGAUCAGUGAUAGGUCUCGAACAGAACAAGUUAAAAGUGUAUCUUCUGUUGCUUGUCCAAUUAAGCCUGAAGAGAGUGAUAUUGUACCAUCCCUGACUAAAAACCAGAUGACAGAUGGAAAAAUUGCUCAAAGUCCUGAUGACCGCAAAUCAUUUUCACGUAAUCAUCCAUUGAAUCAGUUAAAAUUGGAAUCCCAUUCUCCUGGUCAAACCGGUGCAAGUUCGGCAGGUGAAAAGUCUGAGCAGACCAGCCUACCAUCUACCAUUCUUGCAUCUGUCACUGCAGAAAAUACACAAAUCAAAGCUGAAAAAGUCUCUAGUCCUCAAAGUGCAACCAGUAACACAAACGUUCCAGAAAAGGUUGUGACUGGAAACCCUGACUCUUCAUUAGCAGAUAAUAAAUGGAAACCUGUCCAAGGACCUAGUGUGCUGCAAAUGCUCAAAUACUCCAACACAUCUGUAAGUACGUCAGUAGAGCAGGAGAAAAAGUCCCAAGGUCUGCGAAUCGAGAUAAAAAGUAAGAAUAAAGUCAGACCUGGAUCCCUUUUUGAUGAGGUCAGGAAAACUGCACGCUUGAACCAGAGGCCAAGAAACCAAGAAAGCUCUAGUGAGGAGGAAUCUACAAGUCCAGACGAGAAGAGCCAUAGGAGUUCUCAAAGUAAAUCAAGGUCUGUGUCAAGCCACAGAUCAAGGACACAUUCUUACAGCAGGUCAAGGAGCCAUUCCCAUUCUUACAGCUCUUCAUCCAGCAGGUCAAGAAGUUACACAAGAAGUCGGAGCAGAAGGUCUUCUAGACGCUACAGAACACGGAGCCGCAGCAGGUCGCACAGAAGUUAUAGGAGUUACAGUCGAACAUACAGUAGAAGCCGUUCGAGAAGUGUAUCUUAUGGCCGUCGAAGAAGAUACAGGAGUAGAUCGUACACAUAUGACAGUUAUGAUAGCAGAAGUCGUAGCCGAAGCCCACGUCGCCACAGAUCGCGCAGCUAUGACCGGCGAUCCAGCAGAAGUCGAAGGUCCUACACAUCGUGUAGUGGCAGUGACCGCAGUUCUAGUCGUCACCGGCACCGAAGACGUUAACAUGACUGCCGUUUCCUUUUUUUGUAAAUUUUAUUUUAUAAAUUUGUUUUGUGUAAUGUCUGAAAGCUAAAAACACGUAACAUGUGUGCUAAAAGCACACCACACACCAAAGUCCUUUACAUUGUUGUUCUUUAUCUCUCUAAACAUGUUGAGAUUUAAAGUCUAAAUUCUAUUCAGUUGUGUGGACAAGCAUUGUACAGUUUAUUUAAUAUUUUAUUUGGAAGAGGCUAACCCUGAAGUUCUAUUUAUCCUUAAUGGGACACUAUAGUCUCCAAAACAAAUUUAGCUUAAUGAAGCAGUUUUGGUGUAUAGAUCAUGUCCCUGUAGUAUCACUGCUCAAUUCUCUGCCAUUUAGGAUUUAAAUCCCUUUGUUUAUGAACCCUAGUCCCACCUCCCUGCAUGUGGCUUGCACAGCCUUCCUAAACACUUCCUGUAAAAAGUCAUCUAAAGUUUAUCCUUCCUUUAUUAUUAAUUUUGUUACAUUUAGAUUAUCCCCUGCUAUGUUAAUAGCUUGCUAGCCCCUGCAAGAGCCUCCUGUAUUUGAUUAAAGUUCAAUUUACAGAGAGAUACAAUUGUUUAAGGUAAAUUUUAUCUGAUUGAAAGUGAAACCAGUUUUUUUUUUUUCAAUGCAGAGUCAGGGGAGGUGUGACAAGGGCUGCAUAAACAGAAACAAAAAGUGAUCUAAGUGAAUUGAGCAGUAAAACCUGAGAGGCAUGAUCUAUACACUAAAACUGAUUCAUUAAGCUAAAGUUGUUUAGGUGACUAUAGUGUUCCUUUAAAUCCUUACAUGAGACACUUUCUUACAGAUACAAAGUGCUCAAAAUAUUUCCACAAACUUUGUGCUGAUAAUUUUCUGGGAGUAACUAAUUUCAUAAACUGUGAGCAAUUGGAAUUAAAAAACCAAACGCAGUAAAUUUAUACUAUGAAGAAAAUUAAAUGUUACAGAAUUCUUAGAAUAUAAACUGGCUUUUGUCACAUUAAGUUACUUGGUUAUUCCACAGCACCUAAUUCUAGAAAAUCCUGUGUCCUGGUUAAUAACCUGCAACCGUCCGCUCCUAAUGAGGUUUGUUUCUGAAGUCCUGUCUAAAGCUACCCCUUAUCCUAUGUUAUUAGCCAUCUUAAAGUCCUGUUUAGCCAGAAACCAUGCAAGUCCAGAGCAAUUGUGCAUUCACAAUCCUGGCAUCAUACGCAUGCUCAAAAAUCCACUCUGGAACUGUCAGCCAUUCAAAUGACCUGAGAGGAUGCCUGCGGCUUCCAACCAAAGUGCCCACACAAAGCAAGGGUAUUCCAGGAGAUGCUUUGACAAGUUGAUAUAAUUAAUUUACUCAGAAUAUGUUACAUAUAUUCCUUUAUUUUCAGUAAUAAUAAAUUACAGUUUUCCUAUAAACUUGUGUCAAGAAAUGACUGACAUAUGGCGCAAGAUCAGUGUUUUCAGAUGAAUUCUACAAUUUCAGGAAAAAUUGAUCAUCAUGUUUUAAAGCAUGACCAGAAAGUGUAAACUAUACGACAGAGAAUUCAUGUUAACAAAGAGGAAUUAAUUUCCUUACGUGCCAUUUUUAUAGUUUAUUUGCAUUAAUGAAAAAGAAUGGUUUUGAUAAGACUCAUACAGUUGUAUAUAUUUCAAGCUUGUAAUAAAAUAAUCGCAAAUAGCCUUAAACAGGGACAAUAUCUCAAUAUCUCAUACAGACCUCAUUAACCAAGUAGCAUGUACUGCUGCAAGGUUUAAACUCAAACCUCUUAUUUUUGAUCUAUCCUUUCCUUCACGUUUAACCCCUUAAGGACCAAACUUCUGGUAUAAAAGGGAAUCCUAACAUGUCACACAUGUCAUGUGUCCCUAAGGGGUUAAGGAGAUGACAAACAUUUUCUGGGCAGCAAGAGGUACUUAAAAUUCCAGUGUUUGCCGGGUUACAGUUAUUUUUACAUUUACAGGAAAAGUCUAAAAUUAAAACAAAAAAACUCAACUGGACUAACAUUGUUAUUUUAUAAUUAAGACCUCAGAGUAAUUACAUUAGUACGAAUUCAUAAAAGUAUUGAAAAUGCAAUGCAGUAAAUGUUUUGUAAAUUGGCACAGUCACCAUGGAAACCAGUGAAAUGUGCCUUUUUUUUAAUAAAACCGCUAUUGCCUGGGCAAUUAGAUAAUUCUUUGAAAUGCAAAUAGCCUCAGAUUUCCUCCUAAUUUGAGUUAAAUACAAUGGAAUGUUACUGCGUUGAUUGAUGAGACUUGUUCUGUUGUACCUUUUUGUAAGCUUGUAAUAAAAUUGUUUUGCUCCAGGAAAACCAUUCUUUGAAACUAAAAAUAAAGAUGGUGUUUUGUAUAUAUCUGUAUCUCCUUCUUUAUAUUUCUUUUACUGUUUCAAAAUACUGUAUUUUGAGAGGUAUUAAAAAUAAAAGUAAAUCUAUUCAAAUCAGA